Prorocentrum cordatum is the source of this 1038-nucleotide messenger RNA. Lineage: Eukaryota; Dinophyceae; Prorocentrales; Prorocentraceae. The record is from the annotation of a GenBank genome assembly.
AUGGAUUUGCCGUUCCGGCUGGUGGAAAGUCAAGCUCGGGCUCACGACAGUGACUUGAAGGUACAAGACCUGCUAGACUUCAACAAGCUCGUGAGCGACGCCAAGACCGACCACGUGGACAUAACCUUCCAGAAGCUGGAAAUGGACGUGAUUGUGGUGGCAGUGGGGGACUCGAGCCACGGGAACGUGGGCAAGACGAAGACCGCUAGCCAGGCUGGCCUGGCCAUCUUGCUCGCGGACAACACUGACGAUAGGUUCCUACGUGGGCAGCCUGUUAAGGUUACCCCGAUGUUGUGGCGAUCACAUCGCAUCAAGCGAGUGGUACGGAGUACCCUGGCAGCCGAGACGAUGGCAGCGCUGGAAGCAGUCGAGAGUGGCGACAUGCUGAGACAGCACCUGGUAGAAUUGCACCACGGGCUGGGCUACCAGACCCACAUGGACGACGCAAAGGCGAUCAAAAUGAUGGAGGUCACGGACUGUAAAUCGCUCUAUGACCUGCUGCAGAAGCGAGGGACGGUCCCGUCCGAUAAGCGGCUGCUCAUCGACAUCGAGUCGCUCAGGAACGACAUAGAGUUCAACAACGUGGUGAGCAAGUGGGUGAACGUGAACACCAAGCAGAUGCUCGCCGACUGUCUUACCAAGCAGGACUUCCGCGCGGGCGACUACAUGAGGUAUGUGCUCUGGACGGACGAGUACCGGUUGACGGAGGACCCCAUGACAGAGCAGCCCUUUGUGCGGGAAGGCUACACAUACUUCGAGGACUGCAUUGCGGACCUGAGGUACAACGCGCGUGCAGCGCGACCGGCGCCCAAGCACUACCUCCGCUGGCGAAUGAUGCUGGGCCAGCGCGAGGACGCCAUCUACUACGAGAAGCUCGAGGCUCUCGAGCGCUACGAGAAAGACGUCACGGAGAAGCAUAACUUGAAGGAGACGGACACGACCAACGACAUCGAGCACCACGAGGACGCGAACAUCAUUUCGGACGAGAACCAGAACACGGACGAUAUGGCGGAUCUGGACGACGUGAAGGAGAUCUAA